UGGACUCAUCCGUUCGGCGAGUACCGACAACUCCCGGACUUGGGAGCUUACCAGAUCGACGGUGCACCACUCACGGACGACAAGCGUGCGUACGCCGAGGCCGACGCCGUGAUCAUCCACCACCGGAGUCGCCAGUCUAAGGUCGAUCUGCCACCCGAGCCGCGGCCACAUGCGCAAAAGUGGAUCUGGCUGAACUACGAGUCUCCCUCGCACACACCCAGACUUGGCUUUUUGGGGUAUUUCAACCUCACGAUGAGCUACAGGACAGACUCGGACAUCUUCCUACCGUACGGUUACCUGGUUCCCCGUGAGCGCGCAGUCGCGGGUCCACAAAGCCGCUUUACGCACCCGCUACGUAGACCCUCCCACUCAGACUUCAGCCGGCCCCGUCUCGUCGCCUGGGUCGUCAGCAACUGGUCGGAGUCACACGCACGCGUGUCCCUCUUCUACAAGCUCCGCCGGUUCGUCCACAUCGAUGUGUUCGGACGCGUCGGUCGGCCCUUACAGAAGGGCAGCGAUAAUGUGGUGCAGCUGCUCCGACGGUAUUUAUUCUACCUGGCGCUGGAGAACUCGUUGCACACCGACUACAUCACGGAGAAACUGUGGAACGCAGUUCUGGCCGGUGCCAUCCCGGUGGUCCUGGGGCCGCCCAGGAAGAACUACGAGCGCUUCUUGCCCCCGGAAGCGUUCAUCCACGUGGACGACUUCGCCACAGUGCAGGAUCUGGCCCGGUACCUGCUGAUGCUGAAGAGCAACCCGGGCCUGAUGAGGAGGCACCUGGACUGGAGGGGGCGCUAUAGCGUGCACCGGCCGGUCUUCUGGGAACACUUCUGUUCGGCCUGCAAGGCUGUGAGGAAGAGCAAAGGCAGGACUGCUCUUGUCAAAGACUUGGCUGUCUGGUUUCACUCGUGAAAAAAACUCACUGUGACCUGGUUGAUCUGAAGGACAAUCUGAGAGACAAGACUCACUCUGAGUGACGGACUCACUGUCCACCUGCUGCUUUCAAAGUUUACAAAUGAAAUCUAUUUACACUUGAAAGACUUUUGAUUGUAUUAAAUUCACGUGCGUUUGAUUGUACUGUGAUAACUGAAAUGAAAUGAAGGUCACUGAAUUUCUCUGAAUGUCUUUCUGAUCACUUUACACACACAGGACCUUUGUCUUUUUCAAUUUCAUACCCCCAAGUAACCUAAAAAAAGCCCUCAAUCACAAAUUUGCCCCCUAAGCUUUUCAGCAUGUACAAUAAACAGCAGACAAACUAC
Molecule: messenger RNA, 1259 nt
Organism: Acanthochromis polyacanthus (spiny chromis)
Lineage: Eukaryota; Metazoa; Chordata; Actinopteri; Pomacentridae
Product: alpha-(1,3)-fucosyltransferase 4-like
Cellular component (GO): membrane
Molecular function (GO): alpha-(1->3)-fucosyltransferase activity
Source: RefSeq, a predicted model, not a curated record